CGUGUCGUGACCGCGCGCUGUGCUGGAGUCACACGGUCUUCCACGGAAAAGCCACCAGUCGGUCAAGAUGGCCCCGCUCACCGUGUUCCGGGCCGGCCUCCUGGUCGCCUCCUCGGGGCUCCUCACGCUCUUGUUGGGGUUCGGACUGCCGGCUCUGCUGAGCGCGGCCACGCGGCUGCUGGGCGUCCCGGAGACCAGCGUCCCGGAGUGCAUCGUGGUGCUCUAUUUACUUUUUGUGCUGUACGUGGCGACGCCACGAAUACCCAGAGGAUCGGUGGAGGUGGAGGGUAAAGCUGUGUUGGUGACCGGCUGUGAUGGUGGCUUUGGCCACGCUCUCGCCAAACAUCUCCACGAGCUGGGCUUCACGGUCUUUGCCGGAUGUCUUUCUAAGGAUGGAGGUGGAGAGGGUGCAAAGGAACUCGAAGAAUUUCAUUCAGAUCGUAUGAAGGUCGUCCAGCUGGACGUGUGCAGUGAUGAGCAGGUGGCCCGGGCUGUAGAAUACGUCAAGGACAACCUGAAGGACACGGACACAGGUCUCUGGGCGGUGGUGAACAACGCCGGUGUGUCCACGUUUGGAGAAGUAGAGUUCACGUCCAUGGACACCUACAAGCAGGUGUCAGAGGUCAACCUGUGGGGCACCAUCAGGGUCACCAAAGCUCUUCUGCCAUUAAUCCGCAGGUCCAAAGGACGUGUGGUGAACCUGGCCGGCAUCUCUGGGAGGAUGGGCGCCGCCCUGCAGUCUCCGUUCUGCGUGUCUAAAUACGGCGUGGAAGCUUUUUCCGAUUGCCUCCGCUACGAGAUGAAGGCCUGGGGGGUCAAAGUGUCCAUCAUCGAGCCGGGGAACUUCACGGCGGCCGCCGGCGUCGCGACCCGAGACCUCGUGGCCGGCACGGCCGACAAGCUGUGGAGCGAGGCUCCCUCGCACCUCAAGGAGGAUUAUGGGAAAGCCCACUUCGAGCGCCACGUGGCUCUGAUGCGCUCGUACUGCAACAGCGGGCAGGACGCCGCGCCCGUGCUGGACGACGUCACCGACGCCGUCACGUCCAAGCGUCCUUACACGCGGUACCACCCCAUGGAGCCACACUGCUGGGUCAGAGUCCAGCUGAUGACCCAUCUUCCUGGCGCCAUAUCCGACUUCCUCUACAUCUGAAAGAGGAGCCGAUCACUCCUCUUACUCCGGAGGAAACGCUUCGCUGUGCAUUCCGCAGCACUUUCAAUCAUUCACCGAUCAAGCCUUUACAACUGUGGAAAUUGAUUAUUACUUUGCUCAUUGUAUGUCUUACAAUAAUCUGAACUUUAUCUCCACAUAUAUAUAUAUAUUGCUUAAGGAGGAACUACUUUGUGUUGAACAUCAGUGAGGCGAUAUGUUCGUCCCCUUAAAUCUGUUUUGUUACCUGCUACUUGUAAUGCUUUAUGCGUAUGCGAGCCUCCGGGGGCCACACUGGCACGAGGACCGAAGCCGGCGGCGCUUUUAGAAGGCCCCCGCUGCGCUGCUGGAGACAAACCAAGGUCAGCUUCUGUCGGUCCAUCGGGAGAUUUGGCUCCGCUCACCCAAAAGUUACGCAACAGCAGCACACAAGCACACUGUCUCACGUUCCCGACUGCGAGCCACUUUCACAGUGCGGCUGACUGAUGUGAUUAUUGGGUGUGCUGAAAUGUGUGUGAAUGUAAAUGAAAAGAGGAUUUAUUUAUUUGUACAAAUUAAAAUUUGAAAUAAAUUGAGCAAAAUGUG
Molecule: messenger RNA, 1732 nt
Organism: Pseudoliparis swirei
Lineage: Eukaryota; Metazoa; Chordata; Actinopteri; Perciformes; Liparidae
Gene: bdh1
Product: 3-hydroxybutyrate dehydrogenase, type 1
Exons: 5
Coding region: 68-1150 (360 amino acids)
Source: RefSeq, a predicted model, not a curated record